Messenger RNA from Impatiens glandulifera, 3613 nucleotides. RefSeq names its product probable ATP-dependent DNA helicase CHR12. Gene Ontology annotation, molecular function: ATP binding; histone binding; ATP-dependent chromatin remodeler activity. Bases 116 to 3439 code for a protein of 1107 amino acids. Gene Ontology annotation, cellular component: nucleus. The record is from RefSeq and is a predicted model, not a curated record. Gene Ontology annotation, biological process: positive regulation of transcription by RNA polymerase II. The transcript is spliced from 12 exons. Lineage: Eukaryota; Viridiplantae; Streptophyta; Magnoliopsida; Ericales; Balsaminaceae.
CAACCCUUCACUAUUUGCUAAGCUCUACCAUGAAAAUAUCUUUUCUUUUUUUCUAAUAAUAUAAUUAUUUUCUGUAAUAAAACCGUAUUUCUCCACAACGCGGCGUUUUCCCGCCAUGGUAGCUGAUGCUGAGGCUGUGGUAUCGGAGGCGACGACGCAGACGCAGCUGUUAGGAUCUUCUCUCGGCGGCGAAGUCGAUCCCUCCCGUACUGAUUGCUUGGACAAGACGAAGACAUUGAUAUGCGCUCUCAACAUCCUCUCUCGCAAUCUCCCUUUACCUAGAGAUGUCCUUGAUGCCGUCUGUUCUAUCUAUCAAGCUGAUAACGGUCAAGAAGAGGAUGUUAGCAUCGGCGGAUCUGGUGAUAAUGUAUCGGAGAUGAAGCCUUUGGAUGAUCUAGGGUUUACCACAGGGAACAUAUUAAGGAACCUCGAUAAUUCCUUGAUGAAGCAAAGGCUAAAUUGCAUGUCGGUUGCCAGAUUAGAUGAAACCAGGGACAAACGUUUCCAGAGUCAAAUCCAUAAUAGAUUGGCUGAACUUGAAGGAUUACCUACAAACAGAGGAGAGGAGCUUCAGUCAAAGUGCUUGCUUGAACUCUAUGGGCUAAAGCUGGGAGAGUUGCAGCAUAAGGUUCGUACUGAUGUGAGUUUAGAGCACUGUCUGCAACUAAAUUGUGCUUAUCCUGAUCAACAACUGUUUGAUUGGGGCAUGAUGCGAUUACGACGUCCUAUGUAUGGGGUGGGAGAUGCUCUUGCCUUGGAUGCUGAUGAUAACCUGAAAAAGAAACGGGAUACAGAGAGGCGAUCAAAGCAAGAGGAAGAGGAAAAGAAUUUUAUAGAAACCAAGAAAAGGAAAUUCUUUGCUGAAUUACUUAAUGCAGCUCGUGAACUCCAGUUUCAAAUACAAGCUAUACAAAAACGCAGGAAACAAAGGAAUGAUGGUGUUCAGGCAUGGCAUGGAAGACAAAGACAGCGCGCCACACGGGCAGAAAAACUAAGAUUUCAGGCUCUAAAAGCCGAUGACCAGGAAGCAUACAUGAGAAUGGUGGAGGAGAGCAAGAAUGAGCGACUGACAAUGCUUCUGGGGAAGACAAAUGAACUCCUACAAAAUCUAGGGGCUGCUGUUCAACGUCAAAAAGAUGCUGAACAUGAUAAGAUUAAUCCUUCUAAAGACACUGAAUUGCCUGAGUUUUCUGGUUCAAAGAGUGAGAUCCUUGUAGAUUUACUUCCUGAUGAACAUGCUGACCUUAUUGAUGCUGAACCCAUUGGGUGUCCCAAGCCUGGGGAUCUGCUUGAGGGACAACGUCAGUACAAUUCGGUUGUUCAUUCGAUUGAAGAGAAGGUAACAGAGCAGCCAGCCUUACUUCAAGGUGGGGAACUAAGAAGCUAUCAAAUAGAAGGGCUUCAAUGGAUGUUGUCUUUGUUCAAUAAUAAUUUAAACGGAAUUUUGGCUGAUGAGAUGGGACUUGGAAAGACUAUCCAAACCAUAUCCUUGAUUGCAUAUCUCAUAGAGAAUAAGGGAGUGGCUGGGCCUCACUUGAUUAUUGCCCCAAAAGCUGUUCUACCAAAUUGGAUCAAUGAAUUUUCAACAUGGGCUCCUAGUAUUGUGGCUGUUCUUUAUGAUGGGCGCUUAGAGGAAAGAAAGGUGAUACGAGAAGAGUAUUCAGGAGAAGGGAAGUUCAAUGUACUGAUUACCCACUAUGACCUAAUCAUGAGGGACAAAUCAUUUUUGAAGAAAAUCCAUUGGCACUACAUGGUUGUUGACGAGGGACACAGAUUAAAAAACCACGAGAGUGCUCUGGCAAAGACUCUUCUUUCUGGAUACCGAAUUCGUCGCAGACUUCUCUUAACUGGCACACCUAUACAGAAUAAUUUACAGGAACUUUGGGCCCUUCUUAAUUUCCUCCUCCCAUCAAUUUUUAACUCAGUAGAAAAUUUUGAGGAGUGGUUUAAUGCCCCGUUUGCAGACAGAUGUGAAGUUACACUGAACGAUGAAGAAGAAUUGUUGAUCAUCCGCAGAUUGCACCAUGUUAUAAGGCCAUUCAUAUUGAGGAGGAAGAAAGAUGAGGUGGAAAAAUUUCUUCCUGGAAAAACACAGGUUAUACUGAAAUGUGACAUGUCAGCAUGGCAAAAAGUAUAUUAUCAACAAGUCACAGAGGAAGGGAGGGUCGGGAUGCAAGUUGGAUCUGGGAAGUCCAAGAGUUUGCAGAACCUAUCAAUGCAGCUAAGGAAAUGUUGCAACCAUCCUUACCUAUUUGUCGGGGAGUAUAAUAUGUGGCGCAAAGAGGAAAUUGUUAGAGCAUCAGGGAAAUUUGAGUUACUUGAUCGAUUACUACCCAAGCUUAGGAGAGCUGGGCAUAGAGUCCUUCUCUUCUCACAAAUGACACGUCUAAUGGAUUGUCUUGAGAUUUAUUUACAGCUACACGACUUCAAGUAUCUGAGACUUGAUGGCUCAACGAAAACAGAGGAAAGAGGAACUCUGCUGAAGCAAUUCAAUGCUCCUGAUUCGCCUGUCUUCAUGUUUCUUUUGAGUACUCGAGCUGGUGGACUCGGUUUGAACUUGCAAACAGCAGAUACUGUGAUUAUAUUUGACAGUGAUUGGAACCCCCAAAUGGACCAACAAGCCGAAGAUCGAGCUCACCGUAUUGGACAAAAGAAGGAGGUUAGGGUUUUUGUGCUGGUCAGUGUUGGAUCGAUCGAAGAAGUCAUCUUGGAGCGUGCAAAGCAAAAAAUGGGCAUUGAUGCCAAAGUCAUCCAAGCAGGGUUGUUCAAUACUACUUCCACAGCUCAAGACAGGAGAGAAAUGUUGCAGGAGAUAAUGCGUAAAGGCAGUAGUUCACUAGGAACAGACGUGCCGAGUGAAAGAGAGAUAAACCGGCUGGCAGCACGAUCAGAAGAAGAAUAUUGGAUGUUUGAGAAAAUGGACGAAGAGAGGAGGCAGAAGGAGAAUUACAGAGCAAGGCUAAUGGAAGAUCACGAGGUACCGGAUUGGGCAUAUGUUCCGAAGGACAAAGACAGCAAAUCGAAAAGGCUGGAUAAUGAUGCAAGCAUAACAGGUAAAAGGAAGAGAAAGGAAGUGGUUUAUGCAGACACGCUGAGCGAACAACAAUGGAUAAGGGCUGUAGAAAAUGCGGAAGAUCUGUCGAGACAAUCUAGCCGUGGAAAACGUAGAGAACAAAAGUCUACUACUACUACUGCCGGUGAAUACACAAACAACAACAGCAGUAAUAAUAAUAACGCAGAGGUUGAGGAGGAGGAGGACGAGGAGGAUGAGCAGCAGACAGAAACAGCUUCUUCUCCGGUUAACGAGGGGACAAGCUUGAGAGGGAAAAAGGUGGAAUUUCAAGAUGGAGAGAAUAGUAGUGUCGAUCCGCUUGGGUGGAAACCUCAUAAGAGAAAGAGGUCAAGCUUUAACAUACAUAACAAUAAUUCUAGAUCAUGAAGGGACCAAACCAAUUCUCUUUUGUCAUUUUGGUUGUAUGAUUUUUUAACCAUAUGCAUGGGAGUGCUGUUGUGAUGUUAUUUAAAUAACUUAAAAAAGGAAAAAAUUAGACAUCUUUUUGUACUCUAUUAAACUAAUUCAUUGCAGAGUGGAUGGAGCACAUAUGUUAACAUA